This is a messenger RNA of Cebus imitator (Panamanian white-faced capuchin), 724 nucleotides long. It is a transcript of the gene MLN, whose product is annotated as motilin. Bases 116 to 568 code for a protein of 150 amino acids. The record is from RefSeq and is a predicted model, not a curated record. NCBI's taxonomy places the organism in Eukaryota, Metazoa, Chordata, Mammalia, Primates, Cebidae. Gene Ontology annotation, molecular function: motilin receptor binding; hormone activity. Gene Ontology annotation, cellular component: extracellular region. The transcript has 7 exons.
GCUAGCUCCCAGGGUUGCGAGGUAUAUAAGAGCCCGUCAGACCAGCCCCGACGCCAGAAGACAAGCAGAGAGAGACUCCUCCAGACCCACUCAGACCACGCGCACGCCCUCCAAGAUGGUAUCCCGUAAGGCUGUGGCUGCUCUGCUGGUGGUGCACGCAGCUGCCAUGCUGGCCACGCAGACGGAAGCCUUCGUCCCCAUCUUCACCUAUGGUGAACUCCAGAGGAUGCAGGAAAGGGAACGGAAUAAAGGGCAAAAGAAAUCCCUGAGUAUAUGGCAGAGGUCUGGGGAGGAAGGUCCUGUAGACCCCACGGAGCCCAUCGAGGAAGAAGAAAACAAAAUGAUCAAGGGAAGCAGAAACAAGAUCCUAGGACGACUGAAACAGACCACAAACAAGGGAAGGUGUGAUGAUCCUCUCAGCAGGACUCAGCGACCUUCAGGAUCCAAACCUCUGCUAACUGCUCCUGUGGAAAUUGGAAUAAGGAUGAACUCCAGGCAGCUGGAAAAGUACCGGGCCACCCUGGAAGGGCUGCUGAGCGAGAAGCGGCCCCAGCACGCAACCAAGUGACAGCCACGCUGGGAAGAAGGUGGACAGAUUUGGGAGGCCUCUCCCACCUGAGUGAGGCCCUGGGAAUUUGCACAGCCUGCCAGCUGGGCCUGGAAGGAAAACACCCUUUCCAAAGCAAAUCCCCCUCCAGCAAAUAAAGCAUGAAAUAUACAGAAA